CGUCACCUUGUUUACCCGGAAAAAGGACAGCUUGCGUUUAGCUGUUAAUUUUAAGGAUUUGUAGCAGUUUUUUCCAGAGUUAAAUAAAAAAUAUGUUCAUUUUUUUGGUCAAAUAAUGAGUCAACAUGUACAGCGGACGGCUGCCUAGAGAUUUGACGGAAGAAGACCUCAGUUCAGAGGAGGAAGAAGGCGAUGAAUCAGAAAAUGUGGAGGAUAAUUUAUCUGCUGGAGAUGUAAGAGCUUCGGUGGCUGAUGGAGAAGCCAGUCAGACCGGGAACGAUUCCCAGACAGACAGUUUGCCUGGAAUAUCCCGGGAAAUGUUGGAAAAAUUUCAGGAGCUCCGGAAGAAGAAACAUGAAAUCAAGACAAUAAAGAUCCACGAAAAAAGAAAAAGAAGACGCAGAAAAGGGAGAAAAUGUGAGGAACCUGCAGAGGACAGGGAGCGACAGGAUGACCGGGAGAAGCACUGGAAGGAGCUGAAGCAGUACUUUGGUGUGAACGAUCGAUUUCAACCCCCUGCUUGCUCUAAGCCGCCUCCGAAGUCCGGCCUAGAAAAGAGCAUGGAGGAGGCCAUCGCUGAAGGGGACAUUGCAAAGGCGGAGGAGAUGAGCGACAGACUCGCCACUCGAGAGAUGGCUGUGCAAAUCGCUCAGGCCGCGGAUUGCCGUGACUUUGUGCAGAGCAAACAGGAAGAGGAAGCUCUGAGGGCAGCAAAGAAGAGGAAGAAGCAGAUAGCCUGGGGGUUUGAGGCGAAGCAGCGAUGGGAAACCAAGAGCAAUAUGGGCUUCAUGUGAUGAAAAUGGAGGGAAAAUGAGCAAAGCUUUUUUUCUCUUAAAUUAAUUUGAUUAAAAUUUGUUUUUUGUUUUUUCUUUAA
Cyprinodon tularosa is the source of this 874-nucleotide messenger RNA. RefSeq names its product family with sequence similarity 204 member A (gene fam204a). The record is from RefSeq and is a predicted model, not a curated record. The transcript is spliced from 7 exons. NCBI's taxonomy places the organism in Eukaryota, Metazoa, Chordata, Actinopteri, Cyprinodontiformes, Cyprinodontidae. Bases 126 to 794 code for a protein of 222 amino acids.